Molecule: messenger RNA, 736 nt
Organism: Effrenium voratum
Lineage: Eukaryota; Dinophyceae; Suessiales; Symbiodiniaceae
Source: the annotation of a GenBank genome assembly
AUGACGGAGGACGAGGAGGUGCUGGUCAUCAACGCCUGGCACCGCCUGGAGGCGGUGACGAUCGACGAUCCGAGUCCGGAAGCCAUCUCGCAGGAGCAACUCUUGUGGUGCGAAACCUUGCGGGCCUUGUCGGAGACGCCGCCCUGUGCAGAGGCGUCAGUGCCUGCGGCGCGGGUAAUCCUGGCAGACGAAGGUGUGGCCUCCUACGAAGAGCUUCUGGACAGCCCCAGCGAAGAGGGCAGCGGAGUCCCGAAGGAGGACGCGGCACGGCUGGCCUCCUUGGCGUUUCUGCGGCAGUACGCCAGCCGGGCCAUCCUGGAGGAAGAGCUCCUGCCGCGGCUGCUGCCGACGGGGCGGGGCACGGUGCGCGUCUUCAGCGCGGAGCUGGCGGACAGCGAAGGCGGCGCGUCGCCUCUCCAGGGCCUCCAACCGCCGAGGCCCAAGACUCUGGACGACUUGUUCUGCGAGGAGCCGGACUUCCGAAAGCCCUCACACUUCGCCACCGGGAUCGAUGAGAACUUCCCCGGCGGACAUGAAGAUCCUCUCCUGGGGUACGACCUCACCUCCGUGCUUUUGCUGGGUGAAGAGUCAGGCUUCCUGCUGGCUUUCCACUGUCUGCAGGCAAAGGAUCCCUGUGCAGUGUGAGCCUGGAGCCUUCAGAAAGCCUUUCGGAAGGCCCCCAAACGUGCCUGGUAGUGCGACUGAGUGUGACCAAAUCCACCCUUCAGGACCUUGG